AUGGCAUUGAAGAGGCACAAUGUCGACUCUCAUUCAUCUGGCGUUCACAAUGGUUGGAGCUGGUCAGGAGCUAUGCUUGUUCAACGCCGACCUUCAAGCUCUGGAUCGGACAGCAAGAAGAGGAAACGAGACGAUGGCCAUCCAUACCUCGAGGGCAACUUUGCACCGAUAACACGGACGCUGCCGUUGACGCCGUGUGACUUCUCGGGCUGCAUACCAGAGGAGCUUCAUGGUGGCGAGUACGUCCGCAAUGGGGGCAAUCCGGUCUCGAACGAAGACCUGGGCCGAGAUGCUCACUUCUUUGAUGGCGAUGGCAUGAUCGCAGGAGUCUCAUUCACCAAGACAGCCACCGGUAUGAGGCCAGAAUUCGUCAACCAAUACAUUUUGACUGAUGUAUAUCUUUCCACAAUCUCAUCGCCUUCAUUACGAAGACCGAUCCUGCCAAGCAUAGCAACGCUUGUCAAUCCACUCGCUACAUUAUAUCUCAUCACUGUAACCAUAAUCAGAACGCUGAUAUUGGUGUUCCUGUCACACCUGCCGGGUCAUCACAAGCAAUCAAACGGAUAUCCGUCGCCAAUACUGCAGUCGUCUUUCACGACGGGCGUGCGCUUGGAGACGGUCGGAUGGUAUAAUGGCAAGAAAGUGGAAGGAGAGGCAGGCGGUGAAGAAGGGUCCGGCUUUGGAGGCGACGGCGUGCUUAGCUUCCUGAAGGAAUAUACAACGGCGCAUCCCAGAGUAGACCCCAGGACCGGCGAAAUGAUUCUCUUCCAUUCGACCUUCGCCCCACCUUAUGUCCACUACUCAAUCGUCCCGGCGACUCACCCAGCUGCCGUUCCAACCACACCUCUCGAGACACCUGUUCGCCUUCUCAACGCCAAGCGGACCUCAGUCAUCAUGGAUCUGCCACUCAGCUUAGAUCCAACGAACAUGCUUGUCAACAAGCCUGUUGUUUCCUACGACCCGCACAAAACCGCCCGAUUUGGCGUCUUCCCACGGCACGACCCUUCACUUGUCCGCUGGUUUGAGACCAAAGCUUGCUGCAUCUUUCACACGGCCAAUACGUGGGAAGACAUCUCAAUCUCCAAGAAUACGGGCGAGAUCCAGAUUCAUGCCGUGAACAUGCUCGCCUGCCGGCUUAUGUCCGCCUCUAUGGUCUUCACCGCUGGGAAUCUUCCCAUUCCCGAGCCUGUCACGGGGCUCAGCUUGGAGGAUGAGCAGUGUCGGCUCUACUACUACCAAUUCGACAUGACCUCGCCGUCGACGCAGAACAAAAUCACUCACCAGUUCGCGCUUUCCACCAUAAAUUUUGAGUUCCCAUCUACACGGGACGAUGUCGCUAUGAGCGAAUGCAAGUACGUCUAUGGCUGCUCGACAUCGAUUGGCGGCUUCAGCGCAGCGCUGGGCAAGGCUGCCAAGAUUGACUGCUUAGCGAAGAUUAAUGCUCAAGAACUCAUUCGGCGUGGAAAGAAGGAUCCGACUGUGCAACCUGUUACUGGUGUCGCAGACACACGCUCGGUGCAGCAGAUUCUUGAUUCCACAGAUCCAAAUGACCCAGUCAAGAUGUUCCAACUACCAUACGGGCACUAUGCCCAGGAACCGCGGUUUGUGCCAAGAGCAAAUUCAGUUGAUGAAGACGAUGGGUGGCUCCUUACGUACGUGUUCGACGAGCUCACUGGGCUGGACGAGAACGGUGACGUGAAGCCAGACGCCAGGUCAGAGCUUUGGAUUAUUGAUGCUCGAGAUAUGAAGACUGUGGUCGGAAAGGUCAUUCUACCACAGCGUGUACCGUAUGGACUUCACGGUGUGUGGGUCGGCGAGGAGCAGAUCAGAAGUCAGCGUCCUGUGGAGAGCAUAAGGACGAUCAAGGAGCAGUCAUUGGUAGGCAAGGAUAGCUGGUGGAUGCAGAGUCGGCGAUGGGUUGAGAACCAAUUAGGAUAG
This is a messenger RNA of Cyphellophora attinorum, 1938 nucleotides long. Its product is annotated as Carotenoid 9,10(9',10')-cleavage dioxygenase 1. The coding region runs from base 1 to 1938 and encodes 645 amino acids. The record is from RefSeq and is a predicted model, not a curated record. The transcript is spliced from 3 exons. NCBI's taxonomy places the organism in Eukaryota, Fungi, Ascomycota, Eurotiomycetes, Chaetothyriales, Cyphellophoraceae. Gene Ontology annotation, molecular function: carotenoid dioxygenase activity. Gene Ontology annotation, biological process: carotene catabolic process.